Helobdella robusta is the source of this 303-nucleotide messenger RNA. RefSeq lists its product as hypothetical. The transcript has 3 exons. Lineage: Eukaryota; Metazoa; Annelida; Clitellata; Rhynchobdellida; Glossiphoniidae. Bases 1 to 303 code for a protein of 100 amino acids. The record is from RefSeq and is a predicted model, not a curated record.
AUGAGUCUUCUCGUCCAAUCAGAAUUGUUGAACAUUGGGAAGAACUACGGAGAGCCGCAAGAUUCAAGCACUUCAAGUUGGUUAGCUGUUAUUACUGCACUUUACAUGUGCAUUGUUGUUAUUGGUACUAUCGUUCAUCCGGGUAGCCGACCCCCGGCCAACCCAGCCGUCCAUCCUUCCGAGUUCGGUAAAUGGGGAGACGACGAUAACAACCUUUAUGGCGAAGAUGGCUACUUCAAAUCAGUGGAUGAAAAUAUGAAGAACAUAAUUAAAAGUCCUAACUCGGGGGAACUGGGUCUCUGA